AUGAGACUCUUAGAGAAAAUUAAAAUAAACUCACAACAGAGAUGGAUGGUAUGUUAUAAACUUGGUGGAAAGUAUGAAUGUUCUACGUUAAACCUCAAUAAUAUUGGAACAUUACUACAUCAGCUCUUGAAGGAGAACUUUAUAUCAGAGAUAGAAGCAAAUGCUGCAGGUAUUGUUGAAAUGCACUAUGACUUCUUCUUGACAAACAUAAAGAAUCUUACCGAAAUAAAGAUGUAUGAUUUAACAGAAUAUGAAGGCUUAACGAUGUCAGAUGUAAAGAAAGGCAAACCAAAAAAGAGACCAUAUAGAGAUGAAAGCACACUGACAAAUGACCAGAAAGCCAUUUUGGAAGCUCUUAAGCAAACAGGAAACCCAGCACUUAUAGAAAGCUUUUGGAAAGAUAAUGGUGAAAAGAAGUUUUAUAAGAAGAGAAGCGGUCAGUUCUGGAAGUAUCUUUGCACAUUACCUAUAAAUCUUGAACGCUACCAAAUCUUCAAUGAACUGAACAAAAGAACUGCAACACUUAUGACAGAAGACAAUUGUUUCGUUUAUGCUUGCAUUCAGGCUGGAGUAAAUGAAGAAACUAUUGACCACAUGAGAGAAGUCAUUCGUGUUAGAGACUUUCCUCAAAGUAAAGUACAAGAAAUUUCUGACGCAACAGGUAUAGCAUUUAAUGUUACCAUUGGUUAUUUCAAUGACUCAAGACAUAAUGAAAUAAAGAGAUACAUACCAAAAGAAUGUGAAACUGUUCGAACUAUUGACUUACUUCUU
This is a messenger RNA of Trichomonas vaginalis G3, 771 nucleotides long. RefSeq names its product organellar and viral DNA polymerase type B. The record is from RefSeq and is a predicted model, not a curated record. The transcript has a single exon. NCBI's taxonomy places the organism in Eukaryota, Parabasalia, Trichomonadida, Trichomonadidae. The annotation marks the transcript as partial.